AUGGCCAACUAUUCAACCAAGGAUUUUAGGUCUUUUCCAUACCUAUCAAUGAAACAUAUUUCUUAUUUGCCCUUUUUAGACAACGUCUUCACUCGUGGUGAUUUGGAUUACCGUAAUCUGGUAUUGGAUGCAAACUCGGCCUCUUUGUACGUAGGUGCUCGUGGACGAAUUUUCCGGUUAUGGGCCUACAACGUGAACGAUACUUCAGAAAACUUGUUUGCCGAUCUCCGUGUUACCGUACCUUCGCCUGAGUUGUCCGAAUGUCGGGCGCUGGGUAACUCGGCCGAAGAAUGUCAACCAUCAACGAGAUUCAUGGCUUUGACGGACAACAGGGAACGACUUUAUGUAUGCUCAGCUGUCGCCAUGCGCCCAGAGAUUCGAGUACUGGAUGCCGUUACUCUGCGCGAUCGCCAGGAACCCCGAACAGAGAUCGGCAUCUGUGCCCCUGAUGCAAACGUCAACGCAACUGCAGUCAUAGUAGAAUGGGGAAAUCCCAGCGAGCUGCCAUCAGUGUAUUCGGGUAUACGAACCGGCAUGGCCGGUGAAAACCAUUUGAUUUAUCGGCCAGCCCUUGUCGACAAGGGAAAAGAAGUACACUCCAGCUUGAGAACUGUUUACACCGACAAUCGGUGGUUAUACGAACCUCAAUUUGUCGGCUCUUUCGAUGUAGGAGAGCACGUGUACUUUUUCUUCCGUGAAAUCGCCAUAGAAAGCGGACCAGAACGGAGAGUUUAUAGUCGAGUGGCGAGAGUGUGCAAGAAAGACAUCGGUGGACGAGUUGUCCUACGUCAAGUGUGGACAUCAUUUUUGAAAGCUCGUCUGAACUGUUCUAUCUCAGCACAAUACCCCUACUAUUUUGACCGUAUACAAGCCGUCACUCGUGUCGAGACAUCCGAUGACACGCUUUUUUAUGCAACAAUGAGCACUUCGGAGACGGCUUUCGUUACCUCGGCGAUUUGCGUAUUCUCGUUUAAAAGCAUCAAUCAGCUUUUCCAUCACGGCUUUUUCGUCGAUCCAAAUAGCCCCAACUGGCUACCAUUACCCGCUGACACUGUGCCAGAGCAUCGCCCUGGAACGUGCGUUUCCAACUCGCACUCACUGUCUGAUUCCGACUUACACUUUGCAAAGUCCCACCUUUUGAUGGCCGAGCCUGUGUCAGGUGGAAUGCCAAUAUUAGCUACUCGUGACGUAGUCUUCACACAUAUUGCUGUGGACGUGCGUAGUGAGCAGAAUGUGAUCUUCGCAUUGGAUGGAAGGUCAAACACUCUCUGGAAAGUUUCACACUGGCGUGAAGGUAACACAUGGAAAUGGUUAGAGCUGGAGAAAAGAGAAGUAGCGGCUGGAGGACCCAUCAAGGCCAUGGCUCUCCUGCCUGCAGAAUUCGUCUACUUUGCAUCUCGUUCUGCAGUGACUCAAUUUACUCUGGCAGCUUGUUCCAUGUAUUCAUCAUGCACCCUAUGUGCCGUUGAUCCGUACUGCAGUUGGCACGUAGCCAGAGCAGCUUGCUACCCACGAGAAAAGGCUCAUGGUCAGAGUCUAGGAUGGAUCUCUUCGUGGGCGGGACGUGGUUCGUCCGAAUGUUCCGCCUCUGCUAAACCCCGGACAAUAUCGGCCUACCCUGGUGACACGAUACACUUACUCGGUGCUGCCGGUGCUGUUUGGAAACGUGAUGGGAACGAAAUCACACCCUCUUCCCGUUUCCUGUCCACCGACGCUGGUGGUCUGGUGAUCAUGGAAGUGUCGCGUGAAGAUAACGCCGACUAUGAAUGCUUUGUAAAUAGACGUCAAAUAAUCAAAUAUCGAUUAGUGGUAGAUCAUGAGGAAUGCACCAAACCACGAUCAGUGGAAGCCUACAAGUCCUGCCAGCGAGAAUGGUGCAAAAAAGCCGACCAGUACAAGGCUGCGUUGGCCGAUUGGCAUGAUGCCAAACGUCGUAAUGUAAGUUUGCCUACUGUAGCGUUACAGUAA
Molecule: messenger RNA, 1968 nt
Organism: Haemonchus placei
Lineage: Eukaryota; Metazoa; Nematoda; Chromadorea; Rhabditida; Trichostrongylidae
Source: the annotation of a GenBank genome assembly